This is a messenger RNA of Helianthus annuus (common sunflower), 2460 nucleotides long. Its product is annotated as subtilisin-like protease SBT1.5. The record is from RefSeq and is a predicted model, not a curated record. Gene Ontology annotation, molecular function: serine-type endopeptidase activity. Gene Ontology annotation, biological process: proteolysis. Bases 6 to 2360 code for a protein of 784 amino acids. NCBI's taxonomy places the organism in Eukaryota, Viridiplantae, Streptophyta, Magnoliopsida, Asterales, Asteraceae. The transcript is spliced from 2 exons.
UCUCAAUGGGUAAAUUUGGGUUAUUGAUUUACACAAUUAUCUGUUUUAUCAUACCAAAUUCCGCACAGCUCGAUGACACCAAAACCUUCAUUGUAAGGAUCCAAAACGAGGCGAAACCAUCUGUUUUCGCUGAUGUUGAGCAUUGGUAUCAAGCAACUCUUGGAAGUUUGAGUUCAAGAAAGAUGAAUUCUGAAAAAACCACUGAUGAAAAUCCAAAUCAAGACUUCCUUCAUGUCUACAAAAAUGUUUUCCAUGGUUUUGCAGCGAAAUUGACUGUUCAAGAAGCCAAAGAACUUGAAGAACAUCCAAGCGUCAUGGCGGUUUUACCAGACGAAAUUCGUCAUCUUCACACAACUCGGUCGGUUCAGUUCAUGGGGCUCGUUGAUAAAGAACCGAAUUACCUCUUGAAGGAGUCUGAUUACGGUUCUAAUGUCAUUAUUGGCAUUUUGGACACCGGUAUUUCACCCGAAGAACCAAGCUUCCAUGAUCAAGAUCUCGGUCCAAUCCCAUCAGAAUGGAAAGGAGAGUGUAUGGAAGGUGAAAAGUUCACAAAAAAUCUCUGCAACAAGAAGUUGAUUGGAGCCAGAUAUUUUACUGCUGGGUAUGAAGCAAGCAACGACAUAAUCAACGCGUCGAAUGAUGUUAAAUCUUGUAUAGACACCAACGGUCAUGGGACUCACACAGCUUCGAUUGCAGCCGGAAGAAUGGUUCAAAAUGCUUCACUUUUUGGCUUUGCUAAAGGAGCAGCGGUUGGGGUUGCACCAAAAGCCAGAAUUGCUGCUUACAAAAUAUGUUGGGGAGAGAACUGUCAAGAAUCAGACAUACUCGCGGGCAUAGAUAAGGCGGUUGAAGAUGGUGUUCAUGUCAUAUCGAUAUCGCUUGGUGGCUCCAUUAGUAGACCAUUCCACCUUGAUCCUAUAGCACUUGGAGCUUUUGGUGCAAUGGCAAGAGGUGUUCUUGUUUCAGCUUCGGCUGGAAACAACGGGCCGGAUGAAAUGACCGUUACAAAUGGCGCACCGUGGAUCACAGCAGUCGGUGCAAGCACAAUCGACAGGAGGUUUCCGGCGGAUUUGGUGUUGGAUGACGGUACUGUGAUCACAGGGGCGUCUGUUACUAGUGGAAGAUGGAAAAGUGAUCCCACAAGUCAAUUUUUUCCUUUAAUUCAUGGAAAAGAUGCCUCAAAUACCCAAUUUAGAAACUCUAAAUCCGCCCUUUGCAUACCGGAGUCACUUGAUGAAGAACUGGUAAAGGGAAAGAUUGUGAUUUGUGACCGAGGUGGUAGUGGUCGAGUCAAGAAAGGUGAAGUCGUCAAGGAUGCUGGUGGCGUUGGGGUGAUCGUCGCCAACGUGGCUCCACAAGGUGAAGGAUUGAUAUCAGACUCGUAUACGAUUCCUGGAAUGUUGAUAACCGAGUCAGGACGUAACAAGCUUCUUGAUUAUAUAAACUCUACAAAAAAUCCCAUGGCUAAGAUGGUGAUUCGAGGAACGCAAAACGAGGUGAAGCCCGCACCGGUAGUUGCAUCCUUCUCAUCCAGAGGACCGAGUGCUGAUUCGGUUUAUGUACUCAAGCCGGAUGUAAUAGCGCCUGGUGUGGACAUCCUAGCCGCAUGGCCUAAGGAUGUGCCACCAAGCGAAUUACCAUCCGACACUCGACGGUCUAGAUUUAACAUGUUAUCUGGUACUUCAAUGUCAUGCCCUCAUGUGUCUGGUUUAGCCGCGUUACUAAAAGGUGCCUACCCGGAUUGGUCUCCGGCCAUGAUUAGAUCCGCAAUGAUGACCACAGCCUAUAUGGAGGACUCAGAAGGGAAGCCAUUACUAGAUGAACAAUCGUAUAACGAGUCAAGCGUAUGGAGCACGGGUGCAGGCCAUAUAGACCCUGGAAAGGCUGUUGAUCCAGGGUUGGUAUAUGACAUAACAGCGAAUGAUUACCUUCGAUUUCUAUGUGCAAUGAACUACUCAACCCAAGCUAUUAGACAAUUUUCCCCAAAACCAGUUAAGUGCAACCGAAAGCAUAAUAAUCCGUGGAACAUCAAUUACCCAUCCAUAUCAAUAGGAUACGGUUCAAGAGGGUCAUCAGUGGCAGAAGUUGUGGUCACAAGAACCGUAACUUAUUUGGGCGAAGGUGUAUCAACCUACAAUGCAACCAUGACAAGCCCAAAAGGAGCCAAUGUAACCAUAGAGCCGCAGACAAUGCGGUUUGCAGCAAAGGGUGAAAAACAAAGUUACACGGUUAAAAUUGUGUCUCAUAAGAAACUUGGCCCAUGGGGGAGUAUGGAGACACAAUUGGGUAAGUUGAUCUGGAGUGAUGGGAAGCAUAAUGUUGUGUCGCCUAUAGUUGUUGUUCACCAACAUUUGUUAUAAAAUUGUACAUCUAUCCGUGAACUAUGUGACAUGAUUAAAACUAAAAUUGUUCCGGUAUAAUACCGAAAAUAAAUCAAAAUCCAGGAAAAUUAAUAUUUUA